ACUCAAUGUAAAUUAUUUUUUUAGUACAAUGGUAAUACAUUACUCUAUAGAUCCUAAAAACACAGACAUCAGUACAAAAAUAUGUGGAUUGGUUUUGUAAGAUAGAUUCAAAAUUGUAAGGGAAAAAAAUUUAAUCAAACCCAAAACUAUGAAAUCACAACAAACUCACAAUGAAUUGGUCCAAAACAACUCCAAUACCCUAAUUUUCAUCAUCCCUUCAGCCGCCUCCCUCCAAUCCUUCGGCUUCCCUCCAUUUCAUUUUUUCUGUACUCUGCUCACCAUUUUCCUUCAAUAAAACUUACAACUGACGCUAUUUCCCUUCACUAUUUUCCGUGUUCCUCCCCUGAGAUUUAACGAUCUUUGAUCCAAGCUUUAAUUUUUAGAGAUUAGACUCCAAAUUCGAGGGAUGCCAGCAGUUCAGAUUCAUUUUUUGUUGGCCAGUUCCGGAUGAAGGCUUGUUCUGAUGGAAGAUCUGAUAGCUUAUCGGAUCAUUUACUGGUUCAGUUUCGUCAAGGUUGUCCCUGAUUAUGGUCGUAUGUCUAAGAUAUCCAAAGUGCCUAUAGAAACUAGCCCUGUUGUGGAAUCCCAUGAUAUUUCUGUGGUUUAUGCAACUAGGACACUCAUUGAAGGGUUUGUUCUUACGGAUUCUGAUGCCUCGGAAGCUUACCAAAGAAAGUGCCGAUGUACUGAUGCCCAUGAUUUCUAUAAGUGGAGGAGAAUUGAUGACGAGCCACAGAAGAUAAAGGAAGAAAGCCCCCUUCAAUGUCCUAAUCAGGAUUUGGUAACACAACUUACUAACAAUACCUCUCGGAUCUUUUGGCUUGUGACCUGAUUUGAAGUGUGGCCGAGGCCCUAAAUAGAUAUGAGCCUCUGAGGAGACUGGACCUGCAUAGCCCUUGGCUUAGAUGGGAGGCUGACUAUGACUAUUAAUCCGCACGAUCCUCCUUACGAUCCUCCUUUAAUAACCAAGAAGAAUUUUGUGAAAGUUACCACAAUGUUGUAAUGUUUUCCUCUAUUUGAGAAUGCAAUUGUGCAACGUUGUAACUCGGGAAUAAAUCUGUUGGUCUGAGGAAGAGAAAAAGAAAAUAAAAUAUGGAAUUAAUUUGGUUGGUUGUUGCAACAUGUUUGAUUAUUUUCCCAGUUGGAUCUUGUUCUAAGUGAAUGGCUUCAAAUACGAUUUCUGCAAGGAUCCAACCAAAUCAUCUAUUUCCGUCCGACGGUAUGGUGGAUCUGGAGGUUAUUCAUUCAAGUCCCAGAAAGUUGAUGAGAUAUUUCAGAGCAUAAGCCGAUAUACAUCAACUCCAGCAAAUAUUAAAUGUUGCAGUUUUACAAUUCAUCAAUCUUUUAAAUUUAAUUAGAUUUCAAUAUAUUGCACAUGGACGAUGCACCUUGCGCAUAAUAAGGUUCCAAGUGGAGUGUUUUUUUCCAGACAGUGAAGAGAUGAUGGCUGCUAACCAGUUUUGUUAAUCAUCUUUCCUGAGUUGUUCCAACUUUCAAAUUAGUUUUGCUUAACGUAAAACUAGUUUUGUUAAUCAUCUUUCCUGGUUUAAUGAAAAAAUUAGUUUUGUUCCAAAUUUUGUCAUUGUACUAUCAAAGAAAAAUCAUUUGUGGUCUUGCUUUACAUGUUCAUUAAACCAGUUUUGCUUUGUUAAAUUUAUGGUUUAUUUGCUGAGGAUAGCUGCUGAUUGUGUAUGGCGGAUAGGUGAAAUUGCAAGAACGCAAAAAAAAUACUACCCCGUUUCAAAAAAAAUAGUCCAUAUUGAAUUUUUAAAUUUGUACUAAAAACAGUAUAAAACUCAAAACUUUUUGUUUGUUGAACUAAAAAAGUACGAAAGUUUUUCCCUU
This is a messenger RNA of Oldenlandia corymbosa var. corymbosa, 1845 nucleotides long. The record is from the annotation of a GenBank genome assembly. Lineage: Eukaryota; Viridiplantae; Streptophyta; Magnoliopsida; Gentianales; Rubiaceae.